AGAAAUUCCGAGAAGUGUGGGGUCUAAGUUCCACUACUCUAAAAGUGGCAGGGCUCUGUCCCUUCUACCUGGAGGAAGGGAGGCUGCAGCAGUUAAAGAAACACAUACAGGACACGUGGAAAAAGAGCUGGUGAUCAAGCCAGCCAGUUAAAGAACACAUGCAGGACACGUGGAAAAGAGCUGUUGCUCAAGAGGACGUGUUUUUUUUUGGUGACUGUUAAAGAUAGAUGGACUAAUAAAGAGGAGGCUGGUUUUCCUCCAGCUGCUGGAGAUAUCUGUGAACUUUGCAUUUCUCUGCUAAACUCUAUAAAUUGUGGUCGACUAUUAACCGAGUGCUGGACUGUUCAGAGCAGUCCCGUAAGGCAGGAGGCUCAUACCAAACCAGCAGCACGUGGUGCCACCUUUUGCAUGCAGAGGGAAAGGAACGUAAAGUGCUGGUGGAAAAAAUCUUGUGUGCUGUGGAAACCACAGCUCUGAGAGGAUGAACCUGCCCCCUGUGAACUGCAGAAGUGCCUGAGCAAGGAUCUGGUGACACAAAUCUGCCCCCGCGGCGACAGGCUUGAGCAAGGAAAAGAAACGUUCAGGAAGGGAAUGAUCAGGCAACAAGGACUGACUUACUCCAGCUGGUAGAGCCUGUCGUUGAUCGGAUGUGUUUGGAAGAGUCACAGAGGGGGAUUUUCUGCGUGGGGCGUUUCCAUCCCCUGCCUUGGCUGUUCCAUCCGUAAAAACCUGCACUCCAAAAACUGCAUCUGGGAUUCAAACACCAAAAAUGAAGCUGAAAGGAGGGGAGCGGGAGAGGUCAGACAGAAGCGAAGGUGCAAAGGGGAAAAUGACAAUUUCCCUUGCCCUGGUGGCUCUGAUAUCUGCCUUUGGAUCUUCUUUCCAGUACGGCUACAACGUGUCUGUGAUCAACUCUCCAGCCCCGUACAUGCAAGACUUUUACAACCAAACCUACUUGGACAGGACUGGGACGCCCAUAACCAGUGCCUUCCAGACACUGCUCUGGUCUCUUACUGUGUCCAUGUUCCCUCUGGGUGGCUUUUUUGGGUCCCUGCUGGUGUAUCCUAUGGUCAACAAUUUUGGCAGAAAGGGCACUUUGCUGAUAAAUAACCUCUUCUCCAUCUCUUCUGCAAUCCUCAUGGGAACCUCAGAGCUAGCAAAAACCUUUGAAGCAAUCAUCAUUUCCCGUUUUAUCAUGGGAAUCUAUGCUGGUCUGGCUUCCAAUGUGGUUCCCAUGUUCCUUGGAGAAAUGUCCCCCAGAAAUCUCAGAGGUGCUAUUGGGAUAGUCCCACAGCUCUUCAUCACUGUCGGGAUCCUUGUAGCUCAGAUCCUUGGUCUCACCAGCAUCCUGGGGAAUGUUGAAGGCUGGCCUGUGCUGCUGGGGCUCACGGGGAUCCCAUCACUGAUCCAGCUCCUUACACUGCCCUUUUUCCCUGAGAGUCCCAGGUACCUGCUGCUCCAAAAGGGCAACGAAGAGCAGGCACGAAAAGCCCUGCAGAGGCUGAGAGGCUGCGAUGACGUGGACGACGAGAUAGAAGAAAUGUUCCAAGAGGGCCAGUCAGAAAAGGAAGAAGGGCAGUUCACUGUGCUCAGCCUGUGCACCUUCAGAGGCCUGAGGUGGCAGCUCAUCUCCAUCAUCGUCAUGAUGAUGGGCCAGCAGCUCUCCGGGGUUAAUGGGGUCUUCUACUACGCAGACAGAAUCUUUGAGUCAGCAGGUGUGCACAGCAGCAGCAUCCAGUAUGUCACUGUGUCCAUAGGGGCCAUCAACGUUGUCAUGACUUCGCUUGCUGUUUUCAUUGUGGAAUCCCUGGGGAGGAGGAUCCUUCUCCUCGCUGGCUUUUUUUUGUGCUGUGCUUCCUGUGCGGUGUUAACCUUGGCCCUCAACCUUCAGACCACGGUGUCCUGGAUGUCCUACCUCAGCAUAGCCUGUGUCAUCCUUUACAUCAUUGGGCAUGCCAUAGGACCCAGUCCGGUUCCCUCUGUCAUGAUCACCGAGAUGUUCCUGCAGUCGUCCCGGCCUGCAGCCUUCAUGGUGGGAGGGUCUGUGCACUGGCUGAGCAACUUCACCGUGGGGCUCUUGUUCCUCUACAUGGAGGCUGGGCUGGGGCCCUACAGCUUCCUCAUCUUCUGUGCCAUCUGCCUGGCCACUGCACUUUACAUCUUCUUCAUCGUUCCCGAGACUAAGAACAAAACCUUCAUGGAAAUCAACAGGAUCAUGGCCAAGAGGAACAAAGUGGAGAUUCAGGAAAACAAGGAAGAGCUGAAGGAUUACUGCGCUGUCCCAACUGGGCUGCCAGAGAGGACGAUGAGCUUUAGCAGUCAGCUGUGACACAGCCCAGUGUCUGGCCUGGCAGGGACAUCCCUCAGGAUCUGUUCAGUGGGAAAACAAAUGCAUUGAUUCAUCAUUUGAUACUGCUCUGAGAAUCACAGAAUCCUUAAGGCUGGAGAAGACCUUUACCAUCGAGUCCAAAUGCAAACCUGACGCUGCCAGUUCCACCUCCUGUCACCAGGAAAGGACAAUGUCCUCAGCCAGCUCAGUUCCUGUGACCAAGUGACCAAUGUCCCUGAUCUCCUGCUGACACACCUUGGGAGACACAAGCCAGCCCUUGUCUUGUCACAAGCCAGCACCACACUCCUCUGAGGAACUGUCACUUGUGUAUUUGAGGGUCUAGGAUGGGGAAACUAAAUUUAAUUUGUUAUCUGAGGGUGCUGCCCUCUGUGUUGAAAAAAAGCAGAAUUGUUGAACAGCC
Molecule: messenger RNA, 2750 nt
Organism: Neopelma chrysocephalum (saffron-crested tyrant-manakin)
Lineage: Eukaryota; Metazoa; Chordata; Aves; Passeriformes; Pipridae
Product: solute carrier family 2, facilitated glucose transporter member 5-like
Exons: 13
Coding region: 770-2329 (519 amino acids)
Biological process (GO): monosaccharide transmembrane transport
Cellular component (GO): membrane
Molecular function (GO): hexose transmembrane transporter activity
Source: RefSeq, a predicted model, not a curated record